This is a messenger RNA of Leptidea sinapis, 1682 nucleotides long. Its product is annotated as dihydrolipoyllysine-residue succinyltransferase component of 2-oxoglutarate dehydrogenase complex, mitochondrial-like. Bases 69 to 1418 code for a protein of 449 amino acids. Gene Ontology annotation, cellular component: oxoglutarate dehydrogenase complex. Gene Ontology annotation, biological process: tricarboxylic acid cycle. Gene Ontology annotation, molecular function: dihydrolipoyllysine-residue succinyltransferase activity. The record is from RefSeq and is a predicted model, not a curated record. NCBI's taxonomy places the organism in Eukaryota, Metazoa, Arthropoda, Insecta, Lepidoptera, Pieridae. The transcript is spliced from 10 exons.
UUUUAAGAUGUUUUGUGAAUUAUUUGUAUAAAAUUAUAACAAAACUAUUUCAGUAUAAUAACACAAUUAUGCUUAGGACUAGACUCAUACGAGCCAUAUUCAAGGGGUCUUCACGAAAUGUCACACAUAUAGUUUGCUUUAAAUGGAUCCACUCUAGUCCAAACAUAUCUAUACACUUAAGAAGCAGAACAGUAAGAGAUCUGCAGAUAUUUCAACAUGCACGUAGUAUCCGUACAACAAAAUGUAUCUACGGUAUAGAAGAAGUGAAAGCACCGAACUUCCCUGACUCUGUGUCCAGUGGUGACGUGAAGUUGAUAAAGAAGGAGGGCGAUGCUGUGGCGAUGGAUGAAGUAGUGUUGGAGAUAGAAACGGACAAAACGGCACUGCCAGUGAUGUCCCCGGGUCACGGCACCAUCGCCAAGAUGUUGGUGAAGGAGGGUGAAUCAGUCAAGUCCCAACAACCCCUGUUUCAGGUGAAUGUGACGGGAGUGGCUCCGACAAAGGCUGCAGCAGCCCCCGCGCCGGCUGCCCCCGCCCCCGCCGCUGCCCCUGCCGCUGCCCCUGCCCCUGCCGCUGCUACGGCCUCUGCUGCCCCCAAGCCUGCAGUGGCCACCCCCAAACCAACUGCAGCAGGACCUGCAGUAGUAAAGAAGGCAGCCGCUGGACCCACGCUUGCUGCGCAGAAGCUGGGUGAUCCAACAAAAGUGAUAUCGGGCUCGAGAACAGAGCUGCCGGUGCCCAUGAACAGGAUGAGAAAACGUAUUGCUGAGAGACUCAAGGAGGCGCAGAAUACAUGUGCCAUGCUGACUACAUUCAAUGAGUGCGAUAUGAGCAAGCUGAUGGCCUUCCGAAAAGCAAACUUGGAAACAUUCACGAAGAAAUAUGGCACGAAAUUGUCUUUCAUGUCGCCGUUCCUGAAGGCUGCAGCAAAUGCCCUGAUGGAUCAGCCAGUAAUCAACGGAGUCAUCAUUGGAGAUGAUAUAAUUUAUAGAGACUACGUCGAUAUAUCAGUCGCCGUGGCAACACCAAAGGGUCUGGUCACACCAGUUCUGCGUAACGUGGAGUCUAUGGACUAUCCGCGAAUAGAGCUCAGUAUAGCCGCACUCGCGGAAAAGGCACGGAAUGGUAAGCUGACACCAGCUGACAUGCAAGGUGGGACAUUUACAAUCAGCAAUGGAGGUGUAUUUGGAUCUCUGUUGUCUAUGCCUAUUAUAAACAUGCCACAGUCUGCUAUUCUUGGAAUGCAUGCUAUAGUACAACGGCCUGUGGCGAUAAAGGGAAAGGUGGAAAUUAGACCAAUGAUGUAUCUGGCUUUAUCGUAUGACCAUAGAUUGGUCGACGGCCGCGAAGCUGUAUUCUUUCUUCGAAAAGUAAGAUCGGGAGUCGAAGAUCCAACUUCAAUUUUGGCGGGAAUUUGAGCAAUACUAUCAGAGGAAUAAUUAUUUCUACUCUUUGAGUGAUGAUCUCUCUCUAUGAUCAAUGACGGGUGAUAUCAAUCAAAGUUGCCAGCUCAGAAUAUAAGGAUAAAAGUUAUCUUUUUGGACCGGAAAUAUUGUUUUAAGCAUUUUCUGUGUUAAUGAAAAGCUCAUAAUCAUAUUGAUUUCUAUAAAGUCAUGAAAGUUUUAAUAAUGUACAUAAUCCUAAAGUAUUCCUUAGAUUGUCAAUAUAUUGUUUUAUGUUUG